AUGUCAGUCUCGAACCGCAAUUCCGCCGAUCUCGACCCUGCGGGACUGAGGCACGCGACCGACAUGUCGCACGAUGAUCGCGUCGGCCGUCUCGAGGACGCAAUUUCAAAUCCGGGAAGCGUCAAGAUCAACGUCGAGGGGGCCUUCAUCCUCGAUGAGGAUUCCUCCUCCAAGAGCCCCAUCGAAAGUGAGGGCGUUCACUACGAAAAUAAAGACAUCAGGCUACCGCAUCAUACGGGCCUGGUGAGCCAUGUUGCGGUGGAUAUUGGAGGAUCGCUCGCUAAAUUGGUCUAUUUCACACGGGAGCUGGACUCUGCUGACAAUGGCGGUCGCUUGAAUUUUAUCAAUUUCGAAACCGCUCGGAUAGACCUCUGCAUUGAUUUUAUCAAGCAGCUCAAAGAGGAACAUGAGAAGCUCGAUGGAUCCGAGGAAUUGUGCGUUGUCGCUACAGGUGGAGGGGCAUACAAAUAUUACGAUAAGUUGAGAGAGGUAUUGAACGUCAACGUUCUUCGGGAAGAUGAAAUGGAAUGCCUUAUUACCGGUCUUGACUUCUUCAUCACUGAAAUUCCCAAUGAGGUCUUCACCUACAGCGAAACACACCCUAUGAAAUUUGCGGAAGCGCGACCGGACGUUUAUCCAUACCUUCUGGUAAAUAUCGGGUCCGGAGUAUCAAUGAUCAAGGUGUCUGGCCCAAGGCAAUUCCAACGUGUCGGUGGAACGCAUCUGGGUGGAGGUACAUUCUGGGGCAUUAUGUCUUUGUUGACAGGUGCGAGGUCAUUUGAUGAGAUGUUAGCGAUGGCAGACCGAGGGGACAACAGCGGUGUUGAUAUGCUUGUUGGAGACAUAUACGGGAUGGAUUACAACAAGAUCGGACUGAAGAGCACCGCGAUCGCUAGCACAUUCGGAAAGGUCUUCAGAAUGAAGAGAGCAGCCGAGCGUGAAGCUGAGGAUGGGGAGGGCCUCAUCCAAAGUGACGCUGACCCAGGAAAUGAUCGUGGUGCCAAAUUCAGCCACGAGGACAUGAGUCGCAGCCUACUUUACGCCAUAAGUAACAACAUUGGUCAGAUCUCGUACCUCCAGUCAGAGAAGCACGAAGUCAAGCACAUAUACUUCGGCGGAUCAUUCAUCCGGGGCCAUCCCCAGACGAUGAAUACCUUGUCAUAUGCGAUAAGAUUCUGGUCGAAGGGCGAAAAACAAGCAUACUUCUUGCGGCAUGAGGGCUACCUGGGCGCUGUAGGAGCGUUCCUUCGAAGACAGCCGAUGAACUGGGGCCGUCGGGGCAGCGUUGAAGGCGCACCAAUCGCCCAUCCGAAAAUAAAUGAAUAA
Molecule: messenger RNA, 1326 nt
Organism: Paecilomyces variotii
Lineage: Eukaryota; Fungi; Ascomycota; Eurotiomycetes; Eurotiales; Thermoascaceae
Product: putative pantothenate kinase
Exons: 4
Coding region: 1-1326 (441 amino acids)
Biological process (GO): coenzyme A biosynthetic process
Cellular component (GO): cytosol; nucleus
Molecular function (GO): ATP binding; pantothenate kinase activity
Source: RefSeq, a predicted model, not a curated record